AAGCGUUACGUCCACCAAGUCACCGCAACACCCAAACCCACCACGCACCCGCCCAGCAAACGACGCAAUGCGGUGGCUACAAUUCCUCACUGCCUCGCUGCUCCCCUUCACAGCUCUAGCAGCCAAGAAACCUACCGGCGACCGCUUCAAUGACGCCCGCGCCAAGGCUCUCUCGCAAGGCCAGCCCAUCAAGCUCGACGACGUCAGCUACUCGAAACUAACAAAAGCCCCGCGCGACUACGGCGUCACGGUUCUGUUGACGGCAUUGGAAACGAGGUUCGGAUGUACGCUCUGUCGCGAAUUUCAGCCAGAGUGGAAUCUGCUAGGCAAGAGCUGGUUGAAGGGUGAUAAAGAUGGUCAGACGAGGACAGUGUUUGGGACUUUGGAUUUUGUGGAUGGGAAAGCUACUUUCCAAUCGCUGAUGCUCCAAACCGCACCCGUCAUCCUGUACUUCCCCCCCACCCUCGGCCCCAACGCAAAACCCGACGCCCAACCCGUCCGCUUCGACUUCACCGCCGGCCCGCAAACCGCCGAACAAAUUCACGCUUGGGUCGCGCGCCAGGUCAAAACUGAUGCUCCCAUCCCUUCCGUGUCCCGCCCUAUCAACUGGGUCAAGAUCAUCACCGUGACUGUCAGCGUGCUCGGCGGCAUCACCGCUAUCGCGGUUGCCUCGCCUUACAUCGUGCCUAUUCUGCAGAACCGCAACCUCUGGGCUGCCAUCAGUCUCAUCCUCGUCUUGCUCUUUACUAGCGGCCACAUGUUCAACCACAUCAGGAAGACGCCGUACGUGUCUGGAGACGGCAAGGGCGGUCUCAGCUACUUUGCUGGCGGCUUCAGCAGCCAGUAUGGUCUUGAGUCGCAGAUUGUGGCUGCUAUUUAUGGUGUCCUUUCUUUUGCGGCAAUCUCUUUGGCGCUCAAGGUGCCCCGCAUCAAGGACCCCCGCGCUCAGUCUUUUGCCGUCUUCUUAUGGAGUGGCGUGCUGUUCGGUAUGUACAGCUUCUUGCUCAGCGUCUUCCGCAUCAAGAACGGUGGAUAUCCCUUCUGGCUACCUCCGUUCUAGAGGGUAGGUGGACAAUAGUGUUUCGUAGACUUGCUGGGCUAUCUAGCUUUAGGCAGUAAGCGAGAGUUUGGAAGAAAGGCAUUCGAGCUCACGGCUUGAGCUGGGUGUAACCCUGUAUCAACAAUACAUUUACUCAAACGGGCGUUUCAAUGGACAGACCUAGAGAGUAAGAAGCUGGAUUUGGUGCUCAAAUUCAACAUUUUUGGUUUUGUGGUGCCGGUUUUUUUUUCUGCAAAGAGCUAUCAAAGUACCACCCAAAAUGUUCUGAUCAAAGUGAAAACUCCUCAUUAGAGAAAAA
This is a messenger RNA of Pyrenophora tritici-repentis Pt-1C-BFP, 1358 nucleotides long. RefSeq names its product OST3-OST6 domain containing protein. Gene Ontology annotation, cellular component: oligosaccharyltransferase complex. NCBI's taxonomy places the organism in Eukaryota, Fungi, Ascomycota, Dothideomycetes, Pleosporales, Pleosporaceae. The record is from RefSeq and is a predicted model, not a curated record.